CAUAAUAUCCGAAACCCGAACCCGAACCCGAACCCGACCCGAAAAAUGGAUAUCGGUUCGGUUUGAUAUUUUGGGAAAUACCCGAUCGGUUUUGAUUUGGUGAUAUUUCGGUUAUCGGGGUCGGUUCGGUUUAAUCCGAAAUCAAACAGUUAACCCGAAAUAACCAGACUUAUGUAUACAUAUAGUAAUAUAUAUGUAUAUACUCUCCUUUAAACCAAAACACGCGUAACAUUAAUUGUUUAUGUUUCCAAGUUUUGCUUUUCUCACGCUAGGCGAUUCCUCGUCUUCUUAAUCUUGAGAAAACUCUAAUUCCAUAUAAAUCAAAGAGAGUUGAUCGAAGGGACUCAUGUUUCAAAACCGAAAUUGGGAAUUCUCUAUAUCUCCACCAUCUGCGAUUUCUCGAAAUCGCUCUCAGCUGUCACAGAUGGAUUCUUCAUCAACUCCAAACCGAGUUUCGUUUGACAACAACAAAGACGUAGAGGACGAAGAAGAACAAGAAUUGGCUACUCCAGAUAGUAGAGGCAAACGUAAAGAAUAUCCUACAGCCAAUGGAGCCAAUAAAGCUCCCAGGAUUCUUCCUCCAAGGUCCAAAAUCUGGAACCAUUACACAAGGACGAAGGAUAAGCGUGACAAAUGUAUCUGUCAUUACUGCAAGAAGAAUUUUUGUUGUAAAACAAAAUCGGGAACUAAAAACUUGCUGAAGCAUAUCAGCAUAUGCAAACAGUUCUACUCGUAUUCAGAUGGCCAAAGUUCAACUCAGCAAGUCAUAGAUGAAGAAGGGAAUGUGAUGUCUGCAAAAGUCAGUGAAGAAACUUUCAAAGAAGCAACGAAUGAGAUGAUGGUGAUAGGGGAGUUACCAUUAUGUUGGGUAGAAAGUGUGGCUUGGAAACACUUCUAUGAAAUUAGACAAACCUGUGUCAAGGAGGACCUCAACAAGAGAGAUUGUAAAGAUGUACUUGCAGAGGAAGGCUGCUAUGAAAAAGUGGUUUGAAGCAAACAAGCAAAGAGUAUCUCUGACUACUGAUAUUUGGGAGGCUAAAAUAACCCGGGCAAGUUACAUGGUGGUGACUGCGCAUUACAUUGAUGAGUGUUGGCGACUGAAGAAGCUUAUCAUAGGGUUCAAACAUGUCAGUGAUCACAAAGGUCAGACAAUCUCUCGGGGUCUUUUAGAUGUCUUGGCUGAUUGGGGAAUUGAGAAAAUAUUUUGUGUAACUGUUGACAAUGCAACUGCUAAUUCAUCCGCCUUGAGAAGAUUUCAUGGUCAGUUCUCUUUAGUGUCUGAUGAUGCACUAGUUUUAGAUGGAGAAUGGUUGCAUAUGAGAUGUAGUGCACACAUCAUCAACUUGAUUGUGAAGGACGGAUUGACUGAUGCUAAUGAGAGUGUGGAUGCAGUCCGUAAUGCUGUAGUCUAUGUUAGA
Molecule: messenger RNA, 1418 nt
Organism: Brassica oleracea var. oleracea
Lineage: Eukaryota; Viridiplantae; Streptophyta; Magnoliopsida; Brassicales; Brassicaceae
Exons: 4
Coding region: 347-991 (214 amino acids)
Molecular function (GO): DNA binding
Source: RefSeq, a predicted model, not a curated record